This is a messenger RNA of Carlito syrichta (Philippine tarsier), 3034 nucleotides long. It is a transcript of the gene DDX54, whose product is annotated as DEAD-box helicase 54. Gene Ontology annotation, cellular component: nucleus. Lineage: Eukaryota; Metazoa; Chordata; Mammalia; Primates; Tarsiidae. The record is from RefSeq and is a predicted model, not a curated record. The coding region runs from base 1 to 2670 and encodes 889 amino acids. Gene Ontology annotation, molecular function: ATP binding; RNA binding; RNA helicase activity. The transcript has 22 exons.
AUGGGGGUGAAGGAGAGAUGCGGCCCGGCGGCGAACGUCCAAGCUUCGGGAUUCUCCUACCUGGGCAUCUCGGCUCGCAGCCGUCGAGGCGACCCUCAGCGCCUCCUUCCCACCACGCUGGAGCCUCUGCGAGGGCGCGGGGACGCGCGGAGCAUCUGGGGGGGUGAGGAGGCAGUCUGCCGGACCGGGGACAGGGUUUCGGACCGCUGGUCUGAGCACGUGUCUCGGGGCCUGUCACGCCCCGGGUCCCGCGGCCGGAACCUCGCGAUUCUGGGGCUGGGACCCGCGGGCCUUCCUGUCGGCCUGGGUCCCAGCAGACCCCUGCCUACCUUCCCCACUUUGGAGUGCACCUCGGACGUGGAGCCAGACACCCGGGAGAUGGUGCGUGCCCAGAACAAGAAGAAGAAGAAGUCCGGAGGCUUCCAGUCCAUGGGCUUGAGCUACCCAGUGUUCAAGGGCAUCAUGAAGAAAGGCUACAAGGUGCCAACACCCAUCCAGAGGAAGACCAUCCCUGUCAUCCUGGACGGCAAGGACGUGGUGGCCAUGGCCCGGACGGGCAGCGGCAAGACAGCCUGCUUCCUCCUCCCCAUGUUUGAGCGACUCAAGGCCCACAGCGCCCAGACAGGGGCCCGCGCCCUUGUCCUCUCGCCCACCCGAGAGUUGGCCCUGCAGACCAUGAAGUUCACCAAGGAGCUGGGAAAGUUCACUGGCCUCAAGACUGCCCUGAUCCUGGGCGGAGACAAAAUGGAGGACCAGUUUGCGGCCCUGCACGAAAAUCCCGACAUAAUCAUUGCCACACCCGGGCGGUUGGUGCAUGUGGCUGUGGAGAUGAACUUGAAGUUGCAGAGCGUGGAGUAUGUGGUAUUCGAUGAAGCCGACCGGCAAUUUGCCCAGGCUGGCCUCACGGAACCCGUGCUCAUCCGGCUCGACGUGGACGCCAAGCUCAACGAGCAGCUCAAGACCUCCUUCUUCCUGGUGCGCGAGGACGCCAAGGCCGCCGUGCUGCUCUACCUGCUGCGCAACGUGGUGCGGCCCCAGGACCAGACGGUGGUGUUUGUGGCCACGAAGCACCACGCCGAGUACCUCGCCGAGCUGCUGACGGCCCAGCGGGUGAGCUGCACCUACAUCUACAGCGCCCUGGACCAGACGGCCCGCAAGAUCAACCUGGCCAAGUUCAUGCACGGCAAGUGCUCCGCCCUCAUUGUGACCGACCUGGCCGCGCGGGGCCUGGACAUCCCGUUGCUGGACUGUGUCAUCAACUACAGCUUCCCAGCCAAGGGCAAGCUCUUCCUGCACCGCGUGGGCCGUGUAGCUCGGGCUGGCAGAAGUGGUACAGCCUACUCCUUGGUGGCCCCAGACGAGGUCCCCUACUUGCUGGACCUGCACCUGUUCCUGGGCCGCUCCCUCACCCUCGCCCGCCCCCACGAGGAACCCUCAGGUGUGGCCGGGGUGGAUGGCGUGCUGGGCCGUGUGCCACAGAGCGUGGUGGACGAGGAGGACAGCAGCCUGCAGAGCACCCUGGAGGCGUCCCAGGAGCUGCGGGGCCUGGGCCACGUGGCCAGCAAUGCCCAGCAGCAGUACGUGCGCUCACGGCCCGCGCCCUCACCAGAGUCCAUCAAGAGGGCCAAGGAGCUGGACCUUGCGAGGCUGGGCCUGCACCCCCUCUUCAGCUCCCGCUUCGAAGAGGAGGAGCUGCAGCGGCUGAGGCUGGUGGACAGCAUCAAGAACUACCGCGCCCGGGCGACCAUCUUUGAGAUCAAUGCCUCCAGCCAGGACCUGAGCAGCCAGGUGAUGCGUGCCAAGCGGCAGAAGGACCACAAGGCCAUUGCCCGCUUCCAGCAGGGGAGGCAAGAGCGGCAGGAGGGCCUGGUGGGCCCAGCUGGUCCAGCCCCUGGUCUCCCAGCACCGCAGGAGGAGCGACCCGAGAAGGAAGAGGAGGGCGACACAGCAGAGAGCGUGGAGGACAUCUUCACAGAGGUUGUGGGCCAGAAGCGGCAGCAGCCAGGACCUGACAGGGGAGCCAAGAAGCGGAGGUUGGAGGCCCGGCAGCGGGACCAGGAGUUCUACGUCCCCUACCGGCCCAAGGACUUUGACAGCGAGCGGGGGUUGAGCGUCAGCGGGGACAGGGGAGCCUUUGAGCAGCAGGUGGCCGGUGCUGUCCUGGACCUGAUGGGGGACGAAGCCCAGAACCUGACCAGGGGCCGGCAGCAGCUCAAGUGGGACCGGAAGAAGAAGCGGUUUGUGGGACACUCGGGCCAGGAGGACAAGAAGAAGAUCAAGACGGAGAGCGGCCGCUACAUCAGCAGCUCCUACAAGCGGGACCUCUACCAAAAGUGGAAGCAGAAACAGAAGAUCGAGGAUCGCGACUCGGAGGAAGAAGGGACAUCUGAGCCGCGAGGCCCAGAGCGAAGAAGUGGGAAGCGCGGCCGUGGCCAGGGUGCCUCCCAGCCCCGCGCCCCGGGCGCCCCUGCAGGCCGCGUGCGCUCAGAGCUCAGAACCAAGCAGCAGAUCCUGAAGCAGCGACGCCGGGCCCAGAAGCUGCGCUUCCUGCAGCGCGGGGGUCUCAAGCAGCUCUCGGCCCGCAACCGCCGCCGUGUCCAGGAGCUGCGGCAGGGUGCUUUCGGCCGCGGCAGCCCCUCCAAGAAGGGCAGGAUGAGGAAGAGGAUGUGAGGACCCGGCCCCGGCUGCUCACUCGCCUAGCUGGACGUCAGCUGCCGUUUCCAGCGCACUGUUGUGCGCCCGGCACCGGGAGAGCUCCCAAAGGAGCCGGUGCCUUGACGAGGAGGGCUGCAUGGCCACGGGGGGGCAGCAGCUGCCUCUGCCUCGAACAGAGACGUCAUCGGAGCAGGGUCUUGAAGGUUGUGUAGGAGUUCGCCAGCAAAACCAGGCAGGCCAAGACCUGAGUUGGCAACUCAGCUGCUGCUGCUUCCAAGUGUUCUGGGUUCAGAGGUCGUGGCUACACAGGUCUGAGCCCUGAGUGCCUCAGGUUCCCCUGAUGGGUUUUUUAACGUAAUAAAUCUUUAUUGAGCACCAC